Oppiella nova is the source of this 1461-nucleotide messenger RNA. The record is from the annotation of a GenBank genome assembly. NCBI's taxonomy places the organism in Eukaryota, Metazoa, Arthropoda, Arachnida, Sarcoptiformes, Oppiidae.
GUUAUAUUAAUUAUUUUAUAUUUAUCGAGUGUUACCGUUGAUUGUCAAAAUCUCCGGACUAAACGUCAAGGGGUCAAAGGUCGUCCACCAGCGCCUAUUUAUGACACCCAGGAGGACAUUAGUGAUGUGGGCGCUCCUCAGAGGACUAGACCGUCAGUUCCGCGACCACGACCUCAGCCUCAACCUCAGGAGGACGAGGGAGAUGUGAACAGCGCUGAUGGCGAGGCUAACCCCGAGCCUCCCAUAUAUGGAGGAGUAAUGGGAACGCCUGGCGUUGACUUUCCCGGAUACACACAAAUACCCAAAACUGGGUUCACGUGCUCUGGUGUUCCCUUCGAGCCGGGAAUGUACGCCGAUAUGGAGACCCAAUGCCAGGCCUAUCACAUGUGCUUUCAGGGCAGGAAAGAGAGUUUCCUGUGCGGUGUCGGCACUGUCUUCAAUCAGGCCAUACUUGGGUGCGAUUAUUGGCAUUCCGUCGACUGCUCUAAAACUCCUGACUUCUACUCUAUUAACGAAGAAUUAGGUAAAGCCGGAGCCGAACCGGGACCAGGAGGUGCACCACCAGCUUCUGCAGUACAACCGGCUCAACCAUUCAGACCGGCACCAGCUCCAGGACCAGUACCCCGUCCCAGACAGCCAUCACCAGCUGUUUCCCGACCACAACCGCCGCGAAUACCGUCACAACCCGUUCAGACUCAAGAAGAAGACGUGGACUACGAGUCGCCACAAAUACCACAGCCGGCGCCACAGCCCCGACCCAAACAACCCAUCCCACAGCCACCACCGCCUCAAAAACAACCACCGCUGCCGAGACAACCGCCCACUAGACCUCAGCCCCAACCCCCUCGCUAUCAGCCGCCACCGCCCGCCACCAAAGUUCAGCCGGCAAUCUCUCAACGACCUCAACAGCCCUUUAGACCGGCGCCGGUAGUGCCCCAACGACCUCAACCCCAGCCUCCACGCAAAAUACCACAACAAAAGCCAUCCCAACCCCGACAACCAGUUCAGAGACCUCCACCGGCACCUCUGCCACGCCCAGUGCCUCAACCACGACCAGCACCUGUGCCCCGUCCAGUCCCGCAGCCACGACCAGCACCGGCGCCCAGACCUAUAGCUCCCCGACCAUCCGGAAAGACAUCGCCUGCGCGUCCCGUCCGACCCCUACCCCCACCACCGGAACCCCAGCGACCUAUUGUGCAGACUAGGGAUGAGGAGCCGGUAGAUGACAGUCAACAGUCGUUUGACUAUUAAAUUUAACUUAAUAUUGUGUCGAAAGUGUUGUCCCACUACUGCCCGCCCCGUCACUCAGCCGACCAGUCAUUCGUAGAUUUUAUAUAUAAUAAUAAUAAUGUGUUUAAUAUUUUCGCAACACUUUGUGUAAUAAUGUAUUUGAAUAUGGAUUCGGUAUAAAACAAAAGUCUUUCAUUCAUUGUAUAUGGAAAGAGAGAGUUGUUUUUGAAG